Messenger RNA from Seminavis robusta, 1574 nucleotides. NCBI's taxonomy places the organism in Eukaryota, Bacillariophyta, Bacillariophyceae, Naviculales, Naviculaceae. The record is from the annotation of a GenBank genome assembly.
AAAAGACAAUGGCACUUCUUUCAGGUCCAGCAGCCUUGGACGGGGAGAAGGAAGCGGCGAAAGAAGACACCAGCUCUGCUAGUACCGGUAGUGCCUUUCUUGACACGACGAUUCCAGCAGAAUGCGUCUUUGAAGAUCUUCCACAGCAUAGUAAUGCUCUUCCCAGUCCCUUUUUGCCAAUUCCUUCAACCGUGUCCUCUUUGACCGACUGCGCCAAGUGGCAUAUUGAACAAUUGGAACAAGAAUUACUGGCAGCAGCACACAAUGGCGAUGAAUUGGAAGAUGCGUUGGACGAUGGAUUUGUCUUGUGCGACUUGAAUGUGAUUCGCAAAAAGUUGUUGGCAUGGCGACACUUGUUUCCACGCAUCAAACCCUUUUUUGCCCUCAAAUGCAAUCCGGAUCCCAUGGUAGCGGCGGUACUCGGUCGGACCAACCAAGCCGCUGGAUUUGACUGUGCCUCGUUGAGUGAAAUUACCUUGGCUCUACAGUCGUCUCGCCAAAAUAAUUCCAAUUUGGUGGUCUAUGCCAAUCCACAACGUGCCGAAAAUGAUUUGGAAGCAUCGCUGUCUCACGGUGUCGUGGCAUUUACAUUGGAUGGAGAAGAAGAAUUGCACAAGAUUCACCGCGCAUUCCUCCAACACAACCAAAACAACAAUAAUGCCAAAAAGGCACCCCAAAUCAUUCUGCGAUUGCUCGUGCCCGACGAACAUUCCACGGUACCAUUGGGCGAAAAAUUUGGAGCCCCUCCCGACCGCAUUCCCUCACUGGUCCAAUUGGCACUCGUUCUGCAAUUGCCCAUUAUUGGUGUCAGUUUUCAUUGUGGAUCGGGAUGUCAUGAUCCCAUGGCAUAUGCCCAGGCCAUUCGACUGGCAUACGAUGCCAUGAACACGAUUGAUGAAUUGCAACACGGUCACCACAAUAAGUGCUGGUUGUUGGACAUUGGAGGUGGGUUUCCAGGAAGAGAUGGAUGGAAGGGAGACACGGGAAGGUUUUGUAAUUGUUGUGCUGCUGGUGGCAACCUGACAAUUGACAAUAGUAGUGAAGAGGACGACGAGACACUGGAAACGGCUCGAAAGAUUGCAGAGGCCAUUAAUCCACUCUUGGACGAAUUGUUCCCUCCUGCUACGAGCCAAGUCCAAGUCAUUUCCGAACCGGGACGAUACUUUGUGGAAGCCGCCUUUGCUCUUUGCAGUCGCAUCUACCGAGUGCACACAACAACAACUGCGCCUCAAGAAGACAGCAGCAACAACAGUUCUGCAACCACCACCAAAAGAAUUCACUAUACGAUUGCACAAGGAGUUCAAGGAGUCUUUAAAGAUGUCGUCUUGUGUGGAGAAUCCUUUGAACCAGUGCCACUGCAAAUGAUGAUGUCACAAAACAAUGCAUCACAAUCCACAACCGUGUUGUUCCCCAGUACCAUUCACGGACCAACGGGAGAUGUGGUUUGCCCUUCCAUUGAUCUGCCACAGUUACAAGUCGGUGAUUGGUUGCUCUUUGAUCGAAUGGGUGCCUACACUCUCAGUAUUUCGGCAAGGUCAGGCAGACCUCCGAUACGAUACAUCAUGGGAAGCUAG